GAUGUUUUCUUUCUUUGUUGAGGAUUCUUAUGCAGCAUGAGAGAGCUGGUGAUAUUAGCAGCGCUGGUCUCGGCUUUACACGCAGCCAGUCUCCCAAAAGACAGCGGCGUGGAAUAUAAUUGCCAGGAAAAUCAGGACAACAAUGCCGUAUUAGCAGCCGAGCAGUUCAUCAAUGCACAUCACCACCAUGGAUAUAAAUUCAGGUUUGUGUCCCAGGACAGCCGCAGCGCAGAGAAGAAAGCUGAUUCUUGCGAAGUCGUCUUUGGAGUUACCUUGGAGGAAACCGAAUGUCACAUUGUGAAUCCCAAACCUUUAGAUCAGUGUGACAGGAGACUGGAAACCGAGACGAAAGUGACUGCCAAAUGUAACGUGACCGUCUCCAGUUUUGAGGGGAAGGCAGCGGUGAAACGCUACAACUGUGACACUGAACCAGCUUCACAUGAAGAUCUUGUGAAGAAAUGCCCCGACUGCCCCGGUCUUCUGCCCUUGCAUGAACCCAAGGCUCUGGAGAGUGUGAACGCUGCCCUGGCCAAGUUCAACAAACAGUCCAACCACAAGUCUUACUUUAAGCUGAUGGAAGUGGGAAGGAUCAGCUCACAGUGGAUGCCUAUGGGUCAAAGCUACUUUACUCAGUUUGCCAUUAUGGAGACAAACUGUACAAAAAAGGAUGCUCCGCAAAACCCAGAAGCAUGCAAGGCUUUAUGUGGAGAUCAGGCAACCUAUGGCUUCUGUAAGUCCAGUAAGGUUGGAUCUGAGGAACCAGAAGUGGAGUGUGAGAUUUACGAGGAUCAGAACUUCACUCAUCCCAUGCAACACCCCGCUCAGUCAAGAAGAGACUGCAAAUUUCAUGACCACCGCCCAGGGAGCGUUCACCCACUCGGGCCAGACCAUAGAGGACACUGGGACAAGGGUCAUGGUCACAGGGGACCUCCCGAGCGUGGAGACAAAAAACAUGAUCACGGGGGUCGUCCUGAACAUGGGGGUCGCCCAGAGCAUGCACAUGGAGACAAGGACAAAAAACCAGGACAUGGGGGUCGUCCAGAGCAUGCACAUGGAGACAAGGACAAAAAGCCUGGUCAUGAGGGUCAUCCUGAACAUGGGGGUCGUUCAGAGCAUGCACAUGGAGACAAGGACAAAAAACAUGAUCACGGGGGCCGUCCUGAGCACAGACACCAUGAUGACAAGGACAAAAAACAUGAUCACAGAUUCCAUCCCGAACACCCCUGUCCAAAAAGUCCAACAGGAGUCCCAGAGCCUUCACCAGAGGGGGGGCGCCAUGAAUUCCCGUGCCACGGCUAUGUAAAAAUCCCCCCCUCUAUUUAUCCGAUAUGCCCUUUCCCUCCGCCUCGUCUGUGCAGGGGCCCUCCAGACCUCCCCCGGCCCACAUCUUCUCCUAAACAGUAACUAAAACUGGUUUUAUCCGAUUUUCAUCCCAUGUUACUCAGUCUAAACAUUCAAUCAUUCAGUGUAAAUGUCUUCUGGAUGUUCAGUCAAUAAAUACUCUUGUCUGACGAG
Danio rerio (zebrafish) is the source of this 1515-nucleotide messenger RNA. It is a transcript of the gene ahsgb, whose product is annotated as alpha 2-HS glycoprotein b. NCBI's taxonomy places the organism in Eukaryota, Metazoa, Chordata, Actinopteri, Cypriniformes, Danionidae. Gene Ontology annotation, cellular component: extracellular region. The record is from RefSeq and is marked validated. Gene Ontology annotation, molecular function: endopeptidase inhibitor activity; cysteine-type endopeptidase inhibitor activity.